GAUGAUGAAAUGAUGAACAUCCUUAUUUCUGCAAGUCAUUCAGUAGACGAGACGCCAGGGACAUCAAGACAAGAGGAAGGAGUGGAUGUAGCUGCGAAUUUCACGAAUGAAUGCAAACCAGCUACAUGUACCAAUUACACGAGUCAAAAGAAGAAGAAGUCAAUCUCCGAGGAGCUCCAGGAGGCUCAACUUCAGUUCUUCAUUUCCCAGACAGAGAAGGUGCAACUACAGAAACUGCUCAUAAAGGAAGAGAUAGAAACUUCAAAAACCAAGCGUCUGCUGAUGAACAAGCUCAUCACCUCCAUAGAGAAUAAAGACGAAAUUGGAAUGUUUCAGUUCCUCGUUGAUGAAUAAGGUCACACAGAGUAUCAGAUGUUCAUGAGCAGAAUUUCAUAAAAAACGACGGCACC
This is a messenger RNA of Mya arenaria, 410 nucleotides long. RefSeq lists its product as uncharacterized. The coding region runs from base 10 to 354 and encodes 114 amino acids. NCBI's taxonomy places the organism in Eukaryota, Metazoa, Mollusca, Bivalvia, Myida, Myidae. The transcript is spliced from 5 exons. The record is from RefSeq and is a predicted model, not a curated record.